This is a messenger RNA of Notodromas monacha, 1017 nucleotides long. The record is from the annotation of a GenBank genome assembly. Lineage: Eukaryota; Metazoa; Arthropoda; Ostracoda; Podocopida; Cyprididae.
GAAGGAAUAUUUCAGCGCGUGGUUCAACCAGGGUUCUGCUGAUUUCGUUUUAGCGAGCAUUUUCAGUCGCUUCUUCCGAUUUUUUGCAUUCCGGAAUAUUAUUCAGACUUGGAGAAAAUGACUUCGAAAAGCACAGCAACUCAGAUGAUCGCCAUCCUCGUCAUCAUCGGAAUGGUGAUUGACGACGGAUUUGCUGCCUAUUCCAGAGAUCCUCUGCCAUUCAACGGGCUUUUCUUGGGCAAACGAGGUGGUCUAGGCCCGGUAGACGGAGUAGUGUUGGCUAAAGAAGAUCAAAUCUGUCAUAACACCAUUUACUUUCCUUUACCUUUUUUUAUCGGAUGGUUCCCGAUCACGUUCCGAACGUCCACGUGCGAAAAUCGCGACCACAUGGAAUCUGCAUCGGCCUCAGAUUUGGCAUACUUGCCCAAGAGCGGAUAUUUCAUCGGGAAACGGUCUAAUAACGUCAACUUCGCAGAAGCUUUCGCGAGUGAGUCGACAAAACGGGCUUUGUGCAUUGACGCCGUUGCAACAUGUUCCGCCUGGUUCGAGCAGUCUUCACCGGAAUCGGUUGUCAAGCCGGAAGUCUGAGUCAACCCCUGUCUCAAUUUUAUUUGUUCUACCCAGCUUCCUUCCGGUUUCCCUGUGCUGGAUUUAUUGUGCAAAUAGUAGGCGUAGCUAAAAGGAAAAAAAAAAGAUCCUGGGAUAGACUAUGACGCGCAGAAUUAAUGAAAACUGACGUUGGAAUCGUUCCGCUUCUGGUAUUCCGCGCGACUGAAAACAAAACUGGUAUUUGGGACAAACAAAGCUGUCGCAGGCUCAUUGGAAUGCAAAUAAAAAUGCAGGUGUUUUUUUCCGAAAUGAAGACGCAGUGUGUUACCAUAUUCUGACGCGUGUUCACGAAAAAAAACAUUAUUUAUUGGCGUGGAUUUAUUGGCACGCAAUCAAAACGUGUGUAGCGCCGCCAGGAAUUGUAGAAUGAAGCCACAAGCGGAGAAAUGAAAUUACGAUUCGGCCAGA